UUGUGCAUUUUAUUUACUAGCAUUGGAUUUAGUUCCUCCAGGUUUUAGUCUCCUGCCCCAGGAGAGGCUGCUGACAAAGCUGGGUGCUGGAGGUGGGUUGCUUUGUGUGUUGGCUUGGGGAAUUUGUUAGGAAUGGAAAGGUUUGGGUGUUGUGCCUGCAGAAGUGAUGAAUGUUUUCUUCUGACUUGGGCAUUCAGGGCUCAUUGAACCUGCAAAGACUCUGCUCUGUAUCAUACAGGAACUGUAAUCUAUAGGCUACAAAGACAUUGCUUAUAUUUAACAAAAAGAGUAAGCAAGUGGGCUUCUUUUCUUGUUUAGUUGUUUAAUUUUGCUUGAGUUUCUUCUCUGGCUCUGUUAGGAGAGCAGAAAGGAUGGGGACUCGGGCACUAGGACCCCAGUUCAGCUCAUGCUGGUAAAUAGAAACGGAUGGUUCUUCUCUGAUCUUGCUACAUUAAGAGCACUGACACUGUCUGAAACCUGUUUUCCAGGCAUGCUCUGGUGGUUAAAUCGUUUGGCCUCUUACUCUUGAUAGUUCCAAAGUCAAAAACUUCUCUGUCACUCCAACUAUUCCCUAGUAAAGUCUGAAUAAUUUGUCUUUCAGGUGACUUCUUUGUAUUUACCUCCAUAUUCUUUACAUUUGCUACAGGAGUUUAGUGGCGUGGCACCUUAAAAUAUUCACUCUGGAUGUUCUUAGCACCUUUAAUUUAUUAAAAAUAGACUUUAGGAAUCUGAUUCAUCCUUAAUUUAGGCUCCCUGCUCCAUCGCUGCCUAUUGACACUCAAUUACUAGGAAGUUUCAAAUUCCAACUACUAAUACACAAAUAAAAGGAAGGAGCAAGACUCUUGCUGGCAACCUCCUACAAAUAUUUCAGGCCUGUGUCAUUAUUUAUUCCUAUUUUUAUGAAAACUUCUGAACAGAGUGUGCUGGAGCCUCCAGGAAGCCAAUCCUGGUGGUGUCUGAGACGCGCUCCCGCGAUUGGCGCCGGGAUUUCAACACCCCUUAACCUCAAAGGUGCUCAGAUCCACCUCCUGGCUUCUCUGAGGAUUCAUCCUCAUGUUUGGGAGGUUCUCCCAAACAAAGGAACCUCCCUGGUGGCUUUUCAGGGCUCCACUGACCUUAAGUGGCUCUGAGGAACGUCUGAGCCUGCAGAGGGUUUUCCUUUAAGCUGCGCGGGGUGAGUCAUCCUGCAGAACUCACAGGCAGUUUCACAAAUGCCAGAUGGCAAUAAAAUUAAAAGUAGUAGCUAGUGGCAAUUAAGCAUUUGCUAUAACCAUUCUCCCUUCCUGACUGUAGGAAGCUGCCAAAUCUCUUUUUAUUUAUUUUUUUUCCCUAUGACCAAAAAAACCCACAAACGACGUUUCUGCAGAGUGGAAAGUUAAGAGAAUACAGGGCAUGUGCUUCCCUCCCUCACCCAUAGUCCCAUUUGGACUUACUGGCUGCAUUUCAUGCAUCUCAGGAAGAUGAAGCAGAAAAAACACACAGUAAAUGAAAUUUUUUUUAGAACCACACGGGCAGGUGGAAAAAUUAUUUCAGCAAUGACCCUGCUAACCUCCCCAGCCCAGAGGACGUGUGGCUCAACAGGAAUAUAUUCACCCAGUUGCUGGGACUUGGUCUAACUUUUUGUUUUGUUUUUACACUGCAGGCUGUUGGGAAGGAUUUGCUCCACAAACUUGGAAGUAGUUGGAGCUCAUUCAUGUAGGAAGUGUGUCCAAAUACCAUUGUGCUUGGCUCAGUGUAAAUACGAAGGACUGCUCCCCUUUCUUUGCAGUGACUCUUGCUGCUUGGCAUCUCCUGGAUUCCUCAGCCACACACAAAUAGUUAUUAGCUUUUUCAAGCCCCAGAUCCUUUACCUCAGCCCUUCCUUCCAACCCGUUCCACAGGCAGCAUGUUUCAUCCCUUCUGUUAUUUACAAGUCACAGGCCCUGUGACCUUGCCAAGAUUUUUGAGAGAUAAAUCUCUUAAUUUAUGCAUACCUGAGUAGGAAGGAUUUUUUUUCAUGAUUCACAUCGCAAUAAAGCACAAAUCUACUUCUUCACAUCUAAACAGCACAACACUUGAUUUUUUUUUUUAUUUCCCCUAUCAUAGUGAAUAAUUAGUAUCUUAUUUAUAGUGAAUCAUAUUAAAGUGAUCUUAUCAUGAUUAGUUUUCACAUGGUGCUUUAAGAACUCCAAAGAUGUUUUGGCACAGAUGAGGAAAGGGUGAGGCCAAAGCAGCUCCACAUCACCACUGUCCCCAGCCGUGGUAUUUCCAGCCCUGUCCUCAUAUGGAAAGACCUGGUAGGGGCUGAGGAGCCUGGGCCAGGGGAUUAAAGAGCAAAAGGAAAACCAGGGGAGGUAGAUGGGGUUUAAAUCAACCAUUUAUCUUGGGAAAAUCUCCUCAAGCCUAGUCUGGUGCCAGCAAGUAUUUUGUGUUACAACCUCUUUCUUAAAACACAAUUCAAUCCCCACAGGAUGGAAAGACAGCAAAUGGAAGAGCUUUUGAAAAAGAAUUAUAUGACUGGUAGAAAGAGCAGAAUUAGUGGAUACAAUGAUAACGUGGUCAACAAAAAGGAGUCAGGAGAAGUCUUGCCUGGAAGACCUGGUGAAGUCCCCUGAGGACGUCCUCAAACAUGUGGGUGGGGAGAAGCAGGUGCUACAGUCUACUUGAAUUUUCAGGUGACUUUUUAAGGAUAAGCAGCCUGUGUUUGUGGAAAGGAGGCACAGGUUAAGAAGCAAGAACAUAGCCUGGACAUAAAACAGAGUAAAAGACUGGAAAGGAUGGAUUGGCACGACCAGUCACUUCUGCUUUGCAGGUGGACUUCUCAGGGGUGGAAGCCUGCAGAGAUCCUCCCCAGCUUACCUGUGAGUGCUUUAUCGUUUUGUUAGCAACACUUUGGCAAGUUAAAACCUGAGCUCAAAACAACAGGUAUUUUGCAGACCGUCCAGCUUUGGUGGUACCUGAGUUGUUGAAAUCUCUGUCAGUGAGGCAGAGAGUUGUCCUGAAGGUUCCCACGGUAGGGAACCGGCUGGUUUGUGGUCUUGCUUUGCUUUGUUUCUCCUUACUCAUCCCCGCCUUGCCUCCUGUGCUGGUGGGCCAGCAGGUUUUCCUGGAACAGGUCAUGAGUCUGGCACAAAGCUGUGGCACACUCUGCUAGGCAAAAGGGACCCUGUGCCUGUUGCAGCCCCCAAAGGUUUUAUUUCAGGAGCACCAAUGAUGCAGAGAGCUACAGCGAUUGUCACUGUGCAGGUCAAACACCAAAGCACUGACCAGCUGACCCAGAUCCCACGUAGUGCACAGCCAGGACUGAAGCUUUUGAAGUCUCCUGGAGUGUUGUGGCCCCGACCUGCGCAGGAUGGACCCUGUGGUUCUCAGCUACAUGGACAGUUUGCUGAGGCAGUCAGAUGUCUCCUUGCUGGAGCCCCCAAACUGGCUUAACGACCACAUCAUCGGGUUUGCCUUCGAGUACUUCACCAACCACCAGUUCCAAGAGUUUAGUGAUCAGGUUUGUUUCAUCAGCCCCGAGGUGGCUCAGUUCAUCAAAUGUGCCCUUAGUCAGGAAGAAAUAGCCAUAUUCCUUCAACCACUGGACCUUUUCCACAAGAAGCUGGUGUUCUUGCCUAUCAAUGACAACUCCAACCAGGCUGCUGGGGGCACCCACUGGAGCUUACUGGUCUAUUUCAGGGACAAAAAGUGCUUUGCCCAUUACGAUUCCCACAGUAAAUGCAACUCUGUCCAUGCCAAGCAAGUGGCGGGGAAGCUGGAGGCCUUCUUGGACAAAAGAGGGGGCAAAACCACCUUUGUGGAGGAGAAGGCACCUGCCCAGCAGAACAGCUAUGACUGUGGGAUGUAUGUGAUCUGCAAUGCAGAGGCUGUGUGUCAGGGAUACUUUAGGGGCCGGCCGGAGCCUUUGCUGCAGCUCCUCACCCCCUCCUAUGUCACGCAGAAGAGGUCUGAGUGGAAAACUCUCAUCACCAGGCUGGCACAGAAGUGAUGGAGAUGCAGCUCCAGCCCCCCCCAAAAACUGCCUUCCCUGUCCGUGAGGCAGCACCCCCAGUGUCUGAGGGAGAUGCCCAUAUGCAGGAUCAUCCCAAAGAAGAAGAAUGUAACCCCUCCAGCAUGGCUACACCCUCCCAAAUCCCCUGUUCCCUCCUGGAGGAGCCUUAGUCCCCUCUGGAAAUCAUUGGCCUUGGAACUUCUAACCAGAAAUGUCACUUUGCUUUCAAAUAAAUCCUCCUCUCCAUGGUAAAUUUUUACACUAAUCACUCUGGCAAAAUGAGUUGCUAAAGAGACUUUGCUGCCUUUGCCCAGCAGGCAACACAACCUCAUUAGGUGGCUUUAAUUGGCUACAGGCCAAUUCCAAGCCAGGCUUAGCAAAUGCCCUAUGAAACCCAAGCCCCCAAAAGGGCUUAUUUCUAAUUUGUGCCUCCCACUGGUGUCAUUGGAGCAGCCUAGGAUUAAGCAGCAAGCAUUUUUACCCCCGAAAACCUGACACUGAGAUGUCAGUGUCUAAAGAUGAGACUGCAAAGAAAACAAGAAGCUGAGAAACCCAGUCCUAGGAAAAGAAACUUCAUUGAGAUGAAAAGUGACACUCACUCUUUGAAGGGUUUUCUUUUCAUUAUGAUUUUAGGUCGUCUCCAUUUGGGCUCAUCAGCACUUCCCAACCCUCGUUAGUGUUUGCCGUGCUAGGAGCGUACGAGGCGGUCGCUGGUUCCUCUAGCACAAAACCAGUUCUGUUACUCAAGUGAAAAAAAAACCACACCAGAGAGAACAAAAGGACAGAGUUUGAAGUAUAAAAGCCAAAGAUAACUGCCAUCUCCUUGAAGCUCAAGAAACCCUUAAUACACUUCUAAUUGAAACACUUCUCCUGCUCUGGAUGACGGCCGGGAUCUCAGAGCAGAUCCUCUUGUUAAAAAACAGGCUUAGCAGUGAGGAAAAUAAAAAUGAAACUGAGAUGUCGUUGCAGGAUAAGGAAUAAUCUCUACCCUCAUGAGAGGCAAGGAGGAGGUUGCUCAGGUGGUGUCUAGCAGAGCAACCACACCCCAGUGCCCAACCGGAGCUGGGAAAUCCAGCUUAAAUGUUACCCUUGGAAAAGAAAAAGGGGGAGGAUUAUUUUGAAUGUGGAGCUCUUCAGUCAUCUUACUGGCAGCCCAGCCCAGCCCCACCGGUGUGUCCACCUGGUGAUCAACUGUAGGAAGGGCUUAAAUUUCCCUCAGCAGCCCAGGCUCUCCCAAAACACCCAAGCAAACAUGCACAGGCAGUGGAGGAGCACAACGAGGGUUUGGACCAUCCCCCUCCUUCCCAGGCUGCCUGGAUGGGAGAGCAGGCAGCAAGCCAGGGCCUCCUUCCAGCACCAGCCCUCCCUGGAAAACCCCUUCCACAGCUGGGAUGGAGCUGAAAUGGCAUCGAGCUGUGUGCCCAGGAGGAUUCACACAGGGCUUUGCUGGAGUGACCGGCACCGCAGGAGGCUCCCAGCACUGGAAUAAACCUCAAACCAAACCAUGUCCUUGACAGCAUCAUUUGGGUGGGAAGGAGCACGGAUGGAGGGGAGGCAGGAAGGUGAGACUGUGGGUCUGACCAGGAAAGCACUGGGGAGACUGGAGGGCAGGGGCUAUGCUCAUCCAGGGCAAGGUGAGCACCCAGGGACGUUUCCUGGACCCGAGGCCUUUAUGUGGCAUUUCUUUACACAAAGAAGAGCAAAUAAGCUCAAGCAGGGCGGUGCCGGGAGAGCAAACACUGACUAGAACACAAAACCAGAGCCUUACAACCUGCUCCUGGCAGCAGGGAUCCCCACAAACCACAGUGGGGGCCUGUCCUGGGCUUCUCCAAACCUCCCGUGGCAUCUCAGGGUGCUGAAUCUCCUGAACAAAUGGAAUGACACCACCUCUGCUGUGGCUUCCAUUGGGCCAUUUUCAUGCAUUUCUUCUAAUUUCAUGCGUUUUGCUGCAUGGACCAGGCUGGUGGGGAGGGAAUUUGAGUUGCAAAUGCUCAGGGAGGAAGAGGGUAAGGAGGAAAGGUCACCCUGUCCACCCCAGCA
Apus apus (common swift) is the source of this 6013-nucleotide messenger RNA. It is a transcript of the gene SENP8, whose product is annotated as SUMO peptidase family member, NEDD8 specific. Gene Ontology annotation, molecular function: deNEDDylase activity; cysteine-type peptidase activity. The record is from RefSeq and is a predicted model, not a curated record. Bases 3332 to 3970 code for a protein of 212 amino acids. The transcript has 2 exons. Gene Ontology annotation, biological process: proteolysis. Lineage: Eukaryota; Metazoa; Chordata; Aves; Apodiformes; Apodidae.